This is a messenger RNA of Nothobranchius furzeri (turquoise killifish), 1738 nucleotides long. Its product is annotated as prostaglandin D2 receptor 2. The record is from RefSeq and is a predicted model, not a curated record. Gene Ontology annotation, cellular component: plasma membrane. Gene Ontology annotation, biological process: inflammatory response; positive regulation of cytosolic calcium ion concentration; complement receptor mediated signaling pathway. NCBI's taxonomy places the organism in Eukaryota, Metazoa, Chordata, Actinopteri, Cyprinodontiformes, Nothobranchiidae. Gene Ontology annotation, molecular function: complement receptor activity; G protein-coupled receptor activity.
CAUAACGCUGAGCCACAUCUCACAGACGUCCAACCACAAUCUGAGCCGUUUCCUGUGCGGCUGAACAUUCUCUGCAUCUAUGAUAAAGAUAACGUUUCAUCUUUGUGCAUCGGUCACAUUUCCUUCUAAGGUUUUUAGCCUUAGAGGUGGAGCUAAGUCACACACACACACACACACACACACGCACAGCUGUCUGAAUGUCUGGAAUUGAACGGGUGUCUCUUUCACAGCGCAGAGAAACAGAAAGACCAAACAAGAUUAUUUGGACGUUUUUUCCUUUCGUCUCUGAGCAAAAACGGUCACGUGAGGGACUUUAUGUCAGCCAUGACCCAAAACAACGUGAAUGCCACCAUCUACUGCCCCUUGAUUGAAGUGGUGAGGAACAACAAUCAAACCAACGACAACGCCAAUGCCUUAGUGGUUUGCUUCCAUGGGAUCUUCUCAGCCAUAGGGAUCUUUGAAAACGCUUUCAUCAUCUGGAUGUUGGGUUUUCGCCUCAAGCGUUGCAACACGGCCUCUGUCUGGGUGCUGAACCUGGCCCUGUCGGACUUCCUUGCCACCCUGACGCUCCCACUCUUCACUGUCUACUUUUACAAUGACAACAGCUGGGAGCUUGGAGAACCACUGUGCAAAAUGCAGUCGUCCAUCUUUUACCUGAACAUGUUUUUCUCAGCCUUCUUGCUGGCAGUCAUUUCCCUGGACCGCUUACUUCUGUUGGCCACGCCGCUGUGGAGCCGGCACCAUCGGUCAGUGUCCGGAGCCUGGAAGGUGUGUGCACUGGGAUGGCUGUGGGCCGCAUUAAACACGACCCCUUACUCUUUGUUUCGUGCAGUGAUUGAAAAGGAGGGUGAACACAAGAAAAAGCUGUGCUAUCACAACUUUGCUUUGUUUUUGUCCUCUGAUGAGACGUUGGAGAGAGACUGCAAUGUCAGACAAGCGUCCACAGCCAUCUCCAAAACACUGCUAGCUUUUAUCAUCCCUCUGGUGAUAAUCACAGGAAGCUACAUCGUGGUCACCUUCAAACUGAGAGAAAUGGGUAAGAGGAAAAGGCAAAGCACCAGAAGGUUUUCCGAGAUGAACUUGAACGAUGUUAAAGAGUCAGGAGAGAAAUAUCUCUCUGCAACCAAGCUCAGAUCAAGUUCCACACCUCCCAACACUCCUGCUCCACUAGGGAUACCCAAAAGCUUCUCAAGAAUGGUGAAGAUUCUGAUCGCAGCAUUUGCACUCAUCUGGGCUCCUUAUCACAUCGCCUGCAUGCUGGAAAUGAUGGCUGAUGCAGGAAAUGCUUCCAGAGUGGUGGACAAGUGGCUUCCCGGAGCUGCAACGUUUUCCUUCUUAAAUCCUCUGCUGAACCCCGUUCUGUACGCCUUCAGCUGCCCACAGUUCUGUGUUCGGAUCCGACAGAGUCUGGCGUCUGUGUUUGAAGGACUCCUGCAGGAGGAACUGGGGGGAUGCAAAGAUCCUGGGAACUCUAAUCGUAUCUGACCUGCCUCCACCUUAAAGAGUAACUAAACCCCUAAAUAACUUUAUUUGUGUCUAAUUAACUGUAUAAUUGGGUCUUUACAAAUGCAAUCUUUCUGUUUCUGUGCAUUUUUUUUUACAUGUUUGUGUAAACUUUAGGUCUAAACACGUCUCAGUGCUGCCCCCUGUGGCAGAACAGCAGCUACUGCAUUUUAAACUUGUGAUUGGCUGGGACUGGAACAAUUUCACGUCAUGGGAACACCCCCCCCCCCCCCCC